Messenger RNA from Caenorhabditis auriculariae, 2237 nucleotides. The record is from the annotation of a GenBank genome assembly. NCBI's taxonomy places the organism in Eukaryota, Metazoa, Nematoda, Chromadorea, Rhabditida, Rhabditidae.
AUGUCUUGUUCGACAGAAAUAGUGAACGGUCCGAUUCCAAAAAAUUUUCUGAGCGACACGUCGAAGCGACUAGACUCGCUGCUUUUCAAAGAUGGCUGUCUUCAAGUUCUGGGUUUGUUUUCUUGAACGGGAAUAAUACUGGUUUGAAUCGAGAACAGACCAAUUGCUACUGCCGCACAGUUUUGAGUAUAUCGACAUCCGAGGAGUAGAAGACGCUUUCAAAGUUAUCAAGUCUAUGCAGGUCUGUUUCUAAUUUUUUUUUUCUCAAAAGACGAGUUUUAGGUCCGUGGUGCUCCACUGAUAGCAACGGUCGGAUGUCUGGGACUUUUCGUCGAGUUGGAGUCAGGAAAGGACAUCGAAAAAGACGGGCAAGAUUUCAGGAAACAAGUUCUCAAGAAAGUCUUUUUUUUUUCUUUCUCAUCUCAGACCAUAAUAUCACUCUUAGAUCGAAUAUUUAAUCUCCUCGAGACCAACUGCCGUCGAUCUUCGAAACGCCUUGAACUCAGUUAUUCCUCUUCUUGAGAAAGAAGAAGAUUUGAAAACCCUAGCAGAAAAGUGAAAGAACAUUUACGAAAUUCAUUUUUGAAACUAAUUAGGAUCAAAAAGCGACUUCUGGAAGUUUACGAAAAGGAAACUGUCGAAAAUCGCCAACUCGUAUGGAACGCCUACCAAGAAGUUUAUUUGGUUCUGAACUCAAUAUUCUAUUACAAUAGUUACAGGUCGUUUCUGCGCAUCCUGGAAAAGAGAAAUUAAAAGUGAUGACGAUUUGCAAUACCGGAUCUUUGGCCACAUGCUCUUGGGGUACAGCGCUAGGUAGACAUUUCAAUAACCAGAAUAUUUCCACUGACAUAGCAGAGGAAAUACAACUGCAAAGACUUAGAGUACCUCUUCAGGGGCCAUCCGAGCUUUGCAUGCUGAAGGCCGGUUAGAACUGGUUUAUGCACUGGAAACCCGACCGUACAAUCAGGUGUUUUCUUCUAGAAACGUUCAGAGUUAUGUUCUAGUUUCUAGGGAAUCCGCUUGACGGCUUCUGAACUCUUACACGGCGGAGUUCCUUUCAAGGUGAUCACAGACAGCAUGGCUGCAUGGGUCAUGAAGAACGAGAGAAUCGACGCCGUUCUCACAGGUUUUCUUCCCCUCUCAGGAGAAUACUCACGUUUUUUCUUGUCUCAGGAGCUGACAACGUGGCUUUGAACGGCGAUUCGGCUAAUAAGAUUGGCACUUACAUGUUGGCGGUUCUUUGCAAACAUCACGGCGUACCUUUCUACCCUGUUGUCAGUUUUUCGAUUGACUACAGUCUGUUCGAAAACACUUGUUGUUCAGUCCAAAGAAGCACGGAAAAAUUUCUGGGAAGUACUACUUUCGGUGUUAUUUUGGUCAUCCUAGAUCUAAACAAUUGCAGAAAUGCAUUUUGAGUUUUUAAAGUUAAGCAUUUUUGAAGACACAUUAAUAUUUAAAGUAUGAAAAUUUUUAGGUUUCGAAAAGAAAUAAAUAUUUUUCUGUAGAUCCCAUUCAUUAUUUUUUUUAAAACCUUACGACGACCAAUCAAGAAGGGCUUUAAAAAGUGAAUGUAAUAAAAAAAAGUUGCAUUCGAUAUUUUAAAAAAAAGCUUGGAUUUUCGAAGCAGAUCCACAUAAUCUAACACGGGGUUGCCUCGAGGCUUUUUUCAAAAGUUGUUCAUGUCUUUUUAUAACCAUUUCUUGAUGUUCUUAAGUCCAUUAGGCUCUUUCUGCAGUCACUGUUUUUCAACCUCUUUCAGAGCAUUUGAAACAUUACUUAAACAAAUAAAAACCAACUUAGCCUAAACCCAAAUGGCGCUGAACAAGUUGCGCCUUAAUGUUGAAAAAUAAUUGUAGGAAGAUUAACUAUUUUUUUGCUAUUUUUAACGGAUUUUCUAACGAAGAUGCGAAAAUGUAAAUCUUAAAGACAAAAAAAAACUGUACUGUAGGUUCCGAGGACGUCUAUCAAUCGGAGCCGAGAAACUGGCGACGGCAUUAUCAUUGAAGAACGGCCGUCGAACGAACUUCUUCAAAUCAAUGGUAGUUUCGAAAAAAAAAAGAACUUCCGGCAUAUAAUUGAACGUUUGAGGUCAAUUCAUUGGACCUGAGAAAACGCCAGUAUGGAACCCAGCCUUCGAUGUCACACCAGCAGAUCUCAUUACGAAGGUCCUCACCGACUUUGGCAAUUUCGAACCCAAAAGCUUGAAAGCCGCAGUAGAAACACUAGAUUCCUAUUAG